AUUUCCACACAGAGUUGCUGUGCUUCACUGUAAAGGUAGCUUUCAGUUACCUUGCAGUUACCCAAGUUUGUUAGCUGGCAAAGGGCGUUCUGGGACUAUGGCUUGCGCGUAUCUCCUGUCUCUGGAUGGUCACUUAGCACCUUCUCUCAAACGGAGUUACCGUGGAAAGGAAAGGGCAAAAAUGCGAGCUGAAGAUAUCAGACAGGCUAUGCCAGAUUCAAGCAACGACAGCUCUGCUACGAUGGCAAAUACGUUUUCCCACGUAGAGAGUCCCCAAUGCAAGGAAUACCAUCAUCAACUUCACCGUCCAAUGGAACUAUGUCCUUGAAAUCCGUAUUAGAUCUGCACACCUCCAGGCGGAUGAAGGCUCCUUCAGACAUCAAGAAACAGAAAUAAGGAGUCAGUAUUCCCAGUCGGAAACGAUGGCUUUACUACUGGUCUCU
Guyanagaster necrorhizus is the source of this 443-nucleotide messenger RNA. RefSeq lists its product as uncharacterized. The record is from RefSeq and is a predicted model, not a curated record. The transcript has a single exon. NCBI's taxonomy places the organism in Eukaryota, Fungi, Basidiomycota, Agaricomycetes, Agaricales, Physalacriaceae. Bases 98 to 328 code for a protein of 76 amino acids.